Molecule: messenger RNA, 270 nt
Organism: Histoplasma mississippiense
Lineage: Eukaryota; Fungi; Ascomycota; Eurotiomycetes; Onygenales; Ajellomycetaceae
Exons: 1
Coding region: 1-270 (89 amino acids)
Molecular function (GO): oxidoreductase activity
Source: RefSeq, a predicted model, not a curated record
AUGAUACCCGCCAUCAACCAGAUUGAGUAUCAUCCAUACCUAGAGCAUGGUGACACGGUGCUUUUCCAAGAAAAAAGGGGUAUCAGAAAUGUUGCGUAUGACCCACUCCCGCCGGCAACGACAGCUAAAGGUGGUCCAGUUGAUGGCAUCCUGGCUGGGUUAGCCAAGAAGUACGCUGUUACUGAGGUGGAGGUGUUGCUGCGGUGGUGUAUCGAUCACGGUGCCAUCGCCAUCACGACGAGCAGUAAAAGGUCUCGAUUGAUAGGCUAA